CAGAGAGGAUAUUUUAAUAUUCCAAUUUAACGGAGGCGUAACUCCCUCUCUCCAAGUCAGGGACUCAUGACGACUCAUUCACAAUUCCAACUCCUCCUCCUAGCGUGUUCUUGAGGAAACGAUCAUCUUCCUCCUCCUUUCAUUCCGCCCGAUCGAAAUCGAACCCUAAGAGAAUUUCAUUCUACGCCUUCUCUUCUACAUAUAUCCACGCAUCGUCUCGGAUAGAUUGUUUGAUUUUGUUUUCCCGUUUUACUUGUGAGAAGUUUUUUUGAGAUUUGCAGGAUAGGAAGAUGUUGGAAGAUCAAGUAGCUUACUUGUUACAACGGUACUGGGGGAACUACGUUAGGGGAUUGAGUAAGGAAGCCCUUAAGAUCAGUGUCUGGCAAGGAGAUGUGGAGCUGAAGAAUAUGCAACUAAAAACAGAAGCACUUAAUGCUUUGAAAUUACCUGUCAAGGUUAAAGCUGGAUUUCUUGGAUCUGUCAAACUCAAGGUACCAUGGAGCAGGCUUGGCCAGGAACCUGUAGUGGUUUAUCUUGACCGGAUUUAUGUAUUAGCCGAACCCGCAACUGAUGUUGAAAGGAUGUAGUGAGGAUUCUAUCCAGGAGAAAAAAAGAAAGCUAAUACU
This is a messenger RNA of Raphanus sativus (radish), 626 nucleotides long. RefSeq lists its product as uncharacterized. The record is from RefSeq and is a predicted model, not a curated record. The coding region runs from base 291 to 587 and encodes 98 amino acids. NCBI's taxonomy places the organism in Eukaryota, Viridiplantae, Streptophyta, Magnoliopsida, Brassicales, Brassicaceae. The transcript is spliced from 3 exons.